AUGCAAUAUACUCAGGUCUCAUUGGAUGCAUCUCGCUAUCACCAGCGCCUUAAGAACGCAACACGUUACAGUCUUAAUUUACUCGAGGAUUAUCCAGUGGAUUUUAUUCCACCAUCUCUAGCUUCCAACACGUUUUCCACGAGGUUUUCAGCCCGUCAGGAUAUUUCAAAUCCAGAGCAACUGACUUUGGAUAAAUACCGAAGUCGUUUACAGGCAUUAAAUUACGAAGAAUACGGUUCAUCGCCGUGGAAAAAACAAAAGCUUGUGUUUCACAGGAUUGAUCACGUCUAUGAGCAAAAUAAGACGAACCAGAGUAUUUUAAAACGAUUACAGAAAGAAUUGAGUGGAUGCAAAGAUCAUCGGAUGGAAAUGCGACCGAUGGUGAAGGAGGAUAUCAUUGCUAAGCAGGAAGAUCAAAGUGAGACGGCUAGCAAGACACAGGAAGGAGAGACUUGUACGCUUUCAAGGCACAAUGAAAAGAAUGAUACGAUGCCAGAAGUGACUAUGGACAACAGCAACAAGAAUAGAGUCAGUAUGACAGCAAAGUCCCGCGACGAGGAAAUUGCAGAAGUUGAAGCGAAACUCCGAGUACAACACUUGUCGCGCACUUUUGAGGCAGAUCGGCUAUUUUACAAUCGUCUAGCAGAGCGAGAAACGAAUAUUGUUCUGGAAGAAGUUCUACUCGACGAGAUAUAUGACCUAGCUGCAGAUGUCUUUGAUGAGGAAGAAGAAAAGAGCCGCAACAAAGAGUUACCACCAGAGCUGCUUGAGAUUGUCGAAGAUGCUCUGCACGAAGGCCCCAUGGAGGAGGUUCUUGUCCAGAAGUAUAACGUAAACAUUACGCGCCGUCAUUUGCAGUGUUUGUUGCCUCUAGCGUGGCUCAACGAUGAGGUCAUCAACUUUUAUUUCCAGAUGAUGAGCGAUCGUGAUGAAGCGUUAGUGAAGGCUGGCAUCCUGCAGAAGCGGAGCCACUUUUUCAAUUCAUUCUUUUACACGAAGGUGUCGGAAAAUGGCUACAAUUUUAAUAAUGUCCGCCGAUGGACAAGGAAGAUAGAUCUGUUUGCCAUGGACAAGAUUUUUAUGCCGGUGAACGUCGGCAACAUGCACUGGUGUAUGGCGGCCAUCUUUAUGACAGAAAGGCGCAUUCAAUAUUACGAUUCCAUGCACGGAAGUGGUGCCACGUGCAUUCAAGUGUUGAUGAGAUAUCUACACGAUGAGUCAGAACAUAAGAAAAAGACAAAGUUUGAUGAUCAAGGUUGGGAGCUAGUGUCCACCACGUCCGACACGCCUUUGCAGACAAAUGGAUCUGACUGCGGCGUCUUCUCGUGCUUGUUUGCCGACUAUCUCUCUCAAAACCUGCCGCUUUCUUUCAAGCAAAAAGAUAUUCCUUAUCAUAGGCAUCGCAUGGUGCUCCAUCCGAUAUCAAUGCCAUUUGAUCUCAUCGAGUCAGCUAAGGUAUGA
Messenger RNA from Peronospora belbahrii, 1461 nucleotides. The record is from the annotation of a GenBank genome assembly. Lineage: Eukaryota; Oomycota; Peronosporomycetes; Peronosporales; Peronosporaceae.